AUGGGCAGGGGCGUGGUUCAGACAAAUCUGACCGAAGGCGUGGCUUACAGACAUUUGGGGCGUGGCUUGCAGGAAUUUCAAGGCGUGGCUUGUAGCCCGCAGGAAUUUUUGCCAUUAGCCUGCAGGUAUUUUUGGCAACUGCUUAACCAUCUUAACCAUAUAAUAUGUAAUAUCAUAAAAAGAAAAACGAAUAAACAAAUAAAUAAAUAA
Molecule: messenger RNA, 210 nt
Organism: Anisakis simplex (herring worm)
Lineage: Eukaryota; Metazoa; Nematoda; Chromadorea; Rhabditida; Anisakidae
Source: the annotation of a GenBank genome assembly